AUGGUUUGCCUCUUAUGCAAAAUCAGGCCAUUCAAAAGAAUUCAAGAGUUUGACAACACCAUUGUUAUUGAAGAAAGUUCCUCUACAACUGGAAAGACUUCAUCUAUUACUCUCUCUAUGAAUUGUUUAUUAUUAUUUGUUAAAGCCAAAUAUACUCCAGUGAGAAGCGAUAAUGUUGUCGGGUCAUCUGUUGAGACUGAUGUGUUACAAGUAGAAAUAAGCCCUGACAUCAAAGAAAAGAUUAUUAAGGCAAUCGUUCAAGGAAGUGCAAUAGAAUUUUGUGAGAACGGCGUAUUAGAGCUUGGAAACAAACAUAUCAGAUAUGGUGAGACCAAACCCCAUCUUAAAGAAAAGUGGAGAAGCCACUCAGUCACGUUGCUCAGCGAAACCAGUCUCUCAAUUCAUUUCGACAAAGGAGGAGAUCAUAUUUUCAAUUCCAAAGAUGCUCUUUAUCUUGUGCUUCUGGUUCGGAUUUUUGCAUUGUUGUCAUCUCCCAACGACUGCGCAAUCUUUUGCGGAGAGAAAUUUGCACAAGCUUGGAAAACAAACAAGCGUGUCGCAGAAGAAUGGAAUCAAAUCCAAGCGAGUAUGAUGCAGAAAAUAUCCACCGAUAGACAAGACGUAAAAGCCCUUAUUUCAUUGUUCAAGUAA
Naegleria lovaniensis is the source of this 651-nucleotide messenger RNA. RefSeq lists its product as uncharacterized. Lineage: Eukaryota; Heterolobosea; Eutetramitea; Acrasida; Naegleriidae. Bases 1 to 651 code for a protein of 216 amino acids. The record is from RefSeq and is a predicted model, not a curated record. The transcript has a single exon.